Molecule: messenger RNA, 501 nt
Organism: Protopolystoma xenopodis
Lineage: Eukaryota; Metazoa; Platyhelminthes; Monogenea; Polystomatidea; Polystomatidae
Source: the annotation of a GenBank genome assembly
UCUUCCGGCAGUUCCGCAGCCUCGUUCUCGGGUCUCCCGCCAAUGGGCUCCGGCUCUUCCCUCCGUCUUCCCGCUCCCAUCACCAGCAGCCAAUUGCCUGUGUCCCGCGGCUUGCCCAGAUUCGUGGCUCCACUCGCCUCACCACGGCCCACCACUUCUCAGACGCAGGCUCUCGAGCCUCUUCGAACCGUCGCUGCAGCAGCCUCAGCCACCCUUCCACCGACCCAACGCCUCCGAACUGGCCUACCGAUGCGAACUCGCUUGCCAACCAGCACUCUCAUCCCCGGCUCAUCUGACCGCUCGGGUUCCGGCUCCGCAGGCACUUCAACUACCAUCCGCGCAGCCUCCACAGGGUCCGGCCUGCACUCCCACCAACUGCUGCCGCCACCGCCCAACCCUAGCCGAAGUAGCGGGCCAGUUCAGGCGCCCUCAUUCGUUCGCAGCCUUCGACUUCACGCCAAACAAUUGCCAGGGCAACAGACAUCUGGGCCUAGGAAGUAG